AUGCGACGCACUCUAUCGAUCUCGCUAGGCGCUCUGGCCCUGUUGGCAACAGUGGCUGUGAUGGCGGUUCUCAUUGUUCUCACAAUGCAUAUCCCCAAGGAGUCAAGUGGUCGAACUCUCUCACAAGUGUCCGUCGCUCUCGAGGCUGUGAUGCUUGUCAUCACCGGGUGGUUUCUCUCUACUUACCCUUCAACCUCAUUCCGCAGCUGGUCAACUCGAUGUCUCGGUGUUGACUUUGGCGCUGCCGUUCUGUCUAUUCUCUUUGCUACCGUCUCAACAGUAGCUACACUCAUUCAGUUUAGCAAAUCAACUCUCGAGAAGGAGGACGACCUACUCAACGCCAGCAAGAACAGCCUUCUCAUCGGCCUCUCAGUUGCUCUCGGACUAUGCUUCAUGUUUCAAUCUGGUUUCCUGUCUGUCCACUUCUUCCUCACUCGACGAAGUGACCAGCAGGCCUUCUCUCUUCACACCCUCGAGGAAGGUCGGGGUCUGGCCGCGUACCGAUCUAAGUCAUCUCUCAAGACACUGCGAUACAGCCACACAGCUUCGGACCGCGACCCAUUGCCCCGAAAGAUGAACUCAUUCGAUUUCCACACACCUGCCUCAUCCAUUCGUGGACGUUCCAGGUCUGGUACUGCCAGUUCUAUCAAGGCUCAACUCUCCAAUGCUAUCCGAUCUGCCACCGUGAAGAGCCACGUCUCUUCCAGCGAGUUCCGCCGACCUAUCACUGCUGAUUCUGCCGCGUACCCAGCCAGCGAAGAUGCUUUCGAUACCUGGGACACUUCUUCCGUCGAUACAAACAACCGCGAAGCUGUAGAAGCUGUUACUCCACCUCCUAAGACCCAAGGUCACUUCCUCGAGACAAUUCCUGGCAGCCCUUCACCAAGUAGGACAUCAACACCCAAUAACAACACUCUCGAUAUGCCUCUUGAGCCUCCCAGGAUCCGCAGGAGAAGUCGCAGCUACAGCCCGGUGUCUAUUCGCCGCGAGCUAGUUAGCUCUUCAGCAUCACUGACCGACCUCCCCGAGCCAUCACUGAGUGAAUCUCACAUUCACCCUCUCUUCCGAUCCGACUCUCCCACGCCUGCACCGAUGGCAACGCCUGGCACUGUCGUCGUUGCUUCACCCAACGCUGGCCAAGUCAUCACACACCGCCAGAGCGUACGUUCCCUGCGCUCUACCUCUGUGUCCGUGCACCAGAGCCCCCUUGCCAGGGAGGAACAGGAGAGCAUUAUGGAGGAGCAGGAAGUGGAAACAGCCUCACGGUCGUCGGCUGAGCGACCACUCACCCCUCCCAUCCCUCAAUGGGUCAUGGGUGCUGGUGCUCGAUCAAGUUGGUCCGACUAUAACAACCGAAGAUCCAAGAUGGACAAUGAAAGCACACACGAAACAAACAAUUAA
Fusarium coffeatum is the source of this 1401-nucleotide messenger RNA. RefSeq lists its product as uncharacterized. Bases 1 to 1401 code for a protein of 466 amino acids. The transcript has a single exon. Lineage: Eukaryota; Fungi; Ascomycota; Sordariomycetes; Hypocreales; Nectriaceae. The record is from RefSeq and is a predicted model, not a curated record.